This is a messenger RNA of Dacryopinax primogenitus, 1626 nucleotides long. RefSeq lists its product as uncharacterized. The coding region runs from base 76 to 1266 and encodes 396 amino acids. The transcript is spliced from 3 exons. The record is from RefSeq and is a predicted model, not a curated record. NCBI's taxonomy places the organism in Eukaryota, Fungi, Basidiomycota, Dacrymycetes, Dacrymycetales, Dacrymycetaceae.
GUCGUCGUACCUGUACCUGUACCUGUGGCUCGACAUAACACGCCCCGGCAAAGAUUCGAGGGUUCGCGAAGAUCAAUGGCUGUACUGUCUGCCGAAGUCAUGUGCGAGAUCCUGGAUUUGGCAGUCCCACGGUGCGACACGCGAUACAACGCUGCCGCUGGCGGAGCAUGGCCGGCCUAUCGAGAGCUGAGGCAGCUCUGCCUCGUCUGUCGGUCUUGGGCAACGUACAUCCAGUAUCGACUGUUUGAUCAUGUCGAUCUGGGGACGUUUGAUGCCCGUCUUGCUUUCUUACGUGCUAUUGGCCAGAAUACGACGCGCAGUGUCGAGCUCAAGCAAACGACACGCAUUCUCGUACUUUCUGGUCCAAUUUUCAGACCGGGUGGUAGGAGGGACGUCGCCGACAUCUUAUCCCAGCUCCCGAACCUCAAGACGGUGCACAUGGGCCCAGGCUUCAACCUGCCCUACCUUCCACCAUCGACCUACGUCCCGAGCAACUUCCCUUCUGUCCGAUCUUUCACCGUCCAGAUGAGCAGACAAUCGAGUUGGGAAGCACUGCAUGAGCUACUACGCAAGAUGCCGACGUUGGAGCGGCUUUGUAUCCAUGACUUUAAUGCUGUGGGACCGAUGCCUUCAGUUCAGGAUACGCCGUUCACCUUCCGACUUCGGGAAUUCGUGCUCGGUUGCCCGUGGAGAUGUAUCUCGCCAACCUAUCUCAGGGCGUUCCUCGCCCACUCCGCGGGAUCUUUGGAGGUCUUGGGAUUGAGCAUGAGCAUGAUCGAGCCCGGGCUUGAAGAAGUGCUGCAGCGGCAUGUGUCGGGGUUGCGUUCGCUUGCCCUGGACACUGCAGAAGAGGCGACUCUCCAACCAGCAACUCUCCACUCAUGUCGUCAUCUCGAGCACCUCGUUAUCACCUCUUCCAAUUCCGACCUCAUCCCGGCGCUUCCACCUACCCUCCGUAGGCUUCAGAUUAACAAGGUGGUCUUCUCUGACGGACAACCUAUGAGUGACCGGUUUCUCGAGACGCUCCAGACGUCCUUAUCGUCCUUGGAGCUGAUCAGCGAACUGCUCGUGUCUGGCACGCACUUGGGUACGGGAUGGGCACAUAAACCCCUGGACGCAGACGAGGGAACGAUGAGGAACAUUGAUGUGAGGUAUUUUGGGCUUCGAGCAGAAUGUGCCAAGGGCGGUGUGAGGUUCUGCACUUCCAUAGAUUCUGACGACACUCAGUGGACUCGGUUUCAUGAGCUGUUCCCCAUGAUACUCUGAGCCGGAGCAACCAUAGAUGCUGAUACGAGUUUCAUAGAGACAGAUAGCUAUCAUAGACAUCGAUAGACAUAAGUAUUGCGCCUAGACUACUCAAUUUUCGAAAGAGGUAUUGUUGGAGGUUGUGGAUAAUGUGGUGGGAUAAUAGGCGCUGUUAUGUAUAUAAAGGUAUCGCAACCAUUCUGUUCAUGUGAUGCACCUGCCUAGAGAAGACUUUGUUGUGCCACAUGAGUUCACACCAGUGAGCGAUAUCAAGGAACCGACUCGAGUCAGGCCACGCAAACUCAAAGGAACACGAGUACAGCAUCCACAAACGAGAGAUCUGCUAAGUAGGCCUAGAGAGCCAUUGUAUAGCAGACCACC